This is a messenger RNA of Vitis riparia (riverbank grape), 738 nucleotides long. RefSeq names its product glycine-rich protein 5-like. NCBI's taxonomy places the organism in Eukaryota, Viridiplantae, Streptophyta, Magnoliopsida, Vitales, Vitaceae. The coding region runs from base 55 to 573 and encodes 172 amino acids. The record is from RefSeq and is a predicted model, not a curated record. The transcript has a single exon.
AGCCCUCUUUUCUCAUCAGAAGUCAUCGCAGCUGUUACUACUCUACUUGCAAAGAUGGCUUCUAAGUUUCUUCUUCUUGUGCUUUUUGGUGCUCUUGUUUGUACCACGAGUGCUGCCAGGAAGCUUCUGAGCCAAAAGGGUUCUUUUGAGGAUGAGAAAAACUUCUUUCAUCAUCAUCAUCCUGGAUAUGGAGGAGGACUAGGUGGUGGGGGUGGUGGUGGUUUUGGAGGUGGUGGCGGUGGUGGCUUGGGUGGAGGUGCUGGCGCUGGGGGUGGGGCUGGCUUUGGUGGGGGUGCUGGAGUUGGAGGAGGUGGCGGGCUUGGGGCAGGUGCUGGUGGAGGGUUUGGUGGAGGUGGUGGAGGAGGACUAGGUGGUGGAGGAGGACUAGGUGGUGGAGCCGGUGGUGGGUUUGGAGGUGGAGGUGGAGCUGGAGCUGGAGGUGGCCUAGGUGGGGGAGCUGGAGGAGGGGGCGGUGGAGGCUUCGGUGGUGGUGGAGGUGGAGGAGUUGGUGGUGGAGCUGGUGCAGGUUUCGGUGGAGGAGCAGGUGGUGGUGUUGGCGGUGGAUUGCCUUAAAGAAUAGAAGAUAUCUAUGUGUGUGUUUCCAUAUUCCAUGGCUCUUUUUCGAGAUGUGUUUGCAAUAUGUUUCUUGGUUGUGAGAUGUUUUCAUUGUCUUUAUUUUGUUUCAAUCCUCUAUUUCAAAUAUUAAUGAAAGAAUGACUUCUCAUAAGCUAUUAUUUA